CGCUGGGUUCAGAUCGUCUCUCUACACGGUUUGAAUCUGAUUACUGAGCUGAUCAGAGAACUGAAACCAGGAGCUCAUCAACAAUCCGAAUCUGAUCUCCAGGUUCCAGUGUGAGUGAUGGCGGCGUUGCUGCGUUUGCUCCUGAACGUCUCCGAGAAGGCGGCUAACGUGGCCCGAGUGUGCAGGCAGGAGGCGCCGCUGUUCGAGCUGCUGGUGCAGGAGAAAACCGGCGCCGACAAGAACAAAAAGUUCGUCCAGGACUUCAAGACGCUGGCGGACGUGGUGAUCCAGGAGAUGAUCCGACACGACGUCUGCAAACAGUUUCCGGAGCUGAACGACUUCAUUUAUGGAGAAGAAUCCAACAAGUUUGAGAAUGGACUCGGAGAGAACGUGACCGUCACCGUGUGUCCUAAAGAAGAGGAAACGGCGGCGCUGUUGGCUAAAGUUCUGGAUGGAGACCAGACCGCGGCGUCUCUCCUGAGCAGAGCCAUCCAUCAGGACCUGCGGCUCAGAGACGAGCAGGCCGAAGCCCUGCAGAUCCCUCUGAGACCCGAAGAUCUGGCCAUCUGGAUCGACCCUAUUGACGGUACCAGUCAGUACAUCGAAGGGAAGGAGGAGGAGGUAUCGGAGGACAGGUUCUGCGCCUCGGGGCUUCCCUGUGCGCUGGUCCUGAUUGGGGUUUACCUGCGAGCCACUGGAGAACCCGUGAUGGGCGUGGUAAAUCAGCCGUUCACCCGCAAAGACUCAUCAGGGAAGGGAUGGACGGGCAGGUAUUUCUGGGGAGUUUCGUACGGAGACCUCAACGUUUGUUCCUUCACGCCCCGAAAACGUCCUGACGGGAGGGACCCUGUGCUCCUGUCGGCGGUGCUGAGCUCCAGCGAGAGGCAGGGCGUGAAGGACGCUCUAGUGCCGCUCUGCGAUAACCGGCUGGUCUACGCGUCGGGGGCCGGCUAUAAGAUCCUGUGUGUGCUCCUGGGUCUGAUGGACACGUACGUGCUCUCGGAGGGAAGCACCUACAAGUGGGACUCGUGCGCCCCCCACGCCAUACUCCGCGCCCUGGGAGGGGGCAUCGCCGACCUCACCGCGUGUCUUUCCGCCAACAGGAACGGGAACAAGGACCUCAGCGUGGAACUGACCUAUAACAACCCUCGGGACGGGUGCCAGGGGGCGGAGAGGUGGGCCAACCACGGCGGGCUGGUGGCGUAUUUGGACUCGGCGGUUCUCGGCAGGGUCGUCGAUGCGCUGGUGGAAAAAAUGUAGGGCAGUUUUAUGUGAUUUUAUGUGAUUUUAUGUUUACUGUCGGGAGUUUUAUGGCACCUCGGUGAUUCGUUCGAUAAUGUGGGACGUUUUAUGAUGUCAUUACUUUGUCGCGUGGCCUCAUUCCUCGUUACUGAUUAUGGUUGAGUACAGAAGGUGUCCAUAUAAAUAGGGCUAGUUUGCCUGCAUCCAUAGUAGAGUAUUUAAGCAGCGGCCUCAAAAAAAAGAAAAGCCAACCUGUCGUCUUAUGCUGAGAAGAAAAUUUGAACUGACUUAAUAUUAGAAGCUGCUAGAAUGUGGGUGACACUGUCCAAAGUCAAGCGAGCUUUACAGUCACAUGACUGAUAUACAGCUGCAGCAUCAUUCAUAUUUAUUUUUACCUACAAUAUCAUAAUAUAAUUGUAAUCAUUGAUAUCAGCACAUAUGUAAUGCUGUGUGUGUCUAUAUAUUUAUGACAGAUAAUAUAUAUAUAUACACACACAUAAUAUGGACAAAAGUAUUGGGACACCCUUUUUCCUUAUAAUUACUGAAUGAAUGUGAUUCAGCCUCAACAGUUGCUAACAGGUGUAAUAAAUCAAGAAUAUAAUGAUAGAAGGAAAUAAUAUGCUUCCAACUGUGCAACAGCAGUUUAGGGAAGGCCCUUAGCUCCACUUAGCAGCUCUGGAAUGAACCGGAACAUCAAAUGGUGCUUUCAACCAGCCUUACAAAUGCUAUCUUUUGACAUACUUCAAAGUCUUGUGAGAAGCCUUCUCAGAAGAGGUCAGUCUACUUUAAUGCUGUUUGUUUUAAAAUGGGACGUCCUACACACUAAAACCCGGUGUCCAGAUACUUUUGGCCAUAUAGGGUGUAAGAGGGAGAGAGAUUUAAUGCUAUAGACGUAUGUUAGAUGUUUUACAGAGCUAUUCUAAUAAAGGAAGCUGACAUAAUUUUGUAGUUAUUUUAUUGACAUGUAUUAAAUUUAGUUAGGUUCUAUUUUACUCAUCAUGCAAUAUUGUUUUGUUUUCUCUUUAUGUAAAGAUGCAGAUAUCCUGCUUUUAAAAUUAAAGAUGUAUCAUACUUUCUAA
Trichomycterus rosablanca is the source of this 2321-nucleotide messenger RNA. It is a transcript of the gene inpp1, whose product is annotated as inositol polyphosphate-1-phosphatase. The transcript has 6 exons. The record is from RefSeq and is a predicted model, not a curated record. Gene Ontology annotation, molecular function: inositol-1,4-bisphosphate 1-phosphatase activity. Gene Ontology annotation, biological process: phosphatidylinositol phosphate biosynthetic process. NCBI's taxonomy places the organism in Eukaryota, Metazoa, Chordata, Actinopteri, Siluriformes, Trichomycteridae. Bases 118 to 1260 code for a protein of 380 amino acids.